Penicillium longicatenatum is the source of this 876-nucleotide messenger RNA. Its product is annotated as pyrroline-5-carboxylate reductase. Bases 1 to 876 code for a protein of 291 amino acids. Gene Ontology annotation, molecular function: pyrroline-5-carboxylate reductase activity. Lineage: Eukaryota; Fungi; Ascomycota; Eurotiomycetes; Eurotiales; Aspergillaceae. Gene Ontology annotation, biological process: L-proline biosynthetic process. The record is from RefSeq and is a predicted model, not a curated record. The transcript has 2 exons.
AUGGCAGCAGAAAAGACACUCGCAUUCAUUGGAUGCGGAAACAUGGGAGGCGCAAUUCUCAAUGGAGUUCUCGACGCUGCAUUCAAAUCUUCCGGCUCGGAGCAACAAUCGCGACCAAUUUCGAAAUUCAUAGCGUGCACCAAGAGUGCAGGAUCUGCCGAACGUAUUCAAGCAGCCCUUCCAGAAGAAUUUAAAUCUUACGUGAAAGUGGUCUCAUCGAAAAUUGUUGAGAGCAUGCAAGAAGGCAACGUCGUUGUUCUUGGAUUCAAGCCAUUCAUGGCUGAUGACGUUCUCAGUAUGAAGGGCGUAAAGGAGGCACUUGUUGGCAAGCUUGUGAUCAGCCUAUUAGCCGGACAGACACCGCAAAACCUCGCUCAAAUUAUUGAGAAUUCAGAUUCCAGAUCAAUGACGCCUCCGGUGGUGGUUCAGGUCAUUCCGAAUAUGGGUGCAGAGUUCCGCCAGUCAAUGACCAUUAUUCGAACACCUGAGACUCCACUCCUAACUGAGAUGAAAGAUACAGUGGAAUGGAUCUUCAACCAGGUUGGCUGGAUUAAGUACCUCCCUGAAAACCAAAUGGACGUGGGCUCUGUGCUUGUAGGCGCAGCUUUGGCGACCCUGACGGUGCCGAUCGAAGGAAUUCUGGAUGGCUGCGUGGCUGAAGGUAUUAAGCGUCCUGAUGCGAUGGAAAUGGUCUUGCGGGGUAUUCGGGGAUUAUCAGCUGCACUAGAGGCAGGCAUACACCCUGCUGUUCUGCGCGAAAGUAUUUCCUCUCCACGGGGAUGUACGAUUCAAGCACUUCUGUCGCUUGAGAGGGCCGGGAGCAGGGCUGACUACGCCGACGCAAUUAUCAAGGGAACUCAACAUUUGAAGAAAUGA